CCCGCCCUCUCCGAUCCUCUCCUCCUCUCGCUAAACCUUCCCACCCCGCCGUCGGCGGCGGCCGCAACCCUAGCCUCCUCCGCCGGCCCAUCCCAUCCCAUUCCACCGUCGCCGUCGAUCCCUCUCAGUCCCCUCCCUCAUCACCGUAGUAGGAUCCUCCUCCUCCCGCACCUUCGUGGCCCGGCGCGUCUCGCCGGGGGCGCUUCCGGCGGAGCGCGAGAAUGGCGUGGCGGAUGCUGCGGCGAAAGGAUUUUCACACGGGCCUCGUGAAUUUGGCCUUCCGCGCAGAUCAUGGGGCAGCGAAGCAUUUUUCGAGUGGAGCAUUUGGAAACCUGGCGGGCUUCUUUCUUAGCGAGACACCCAAAGGUGCUAAUAAUUGUACAGCUUAUAGACACUGUACUAUCAGGAAUUUUCAUGCAGGUUUAUACAUGUUAGCAUGGAGUAAGAAGCGAGAAGAAGUUGCAGGACUAAAAGCACCCAAAAAGGAGAAGCGAGUGAGAAGAGAAAACAGAACUCAACCUCCUGUAGAAGCGCCAUAUGUUGCACCAAAACCAAAGAUCGUUAUCAAAUCAUCACUUAAAACUGUCGACAUUUUUGAUGGUAUGACAUUGCUUGACCUCUCCAAACGGACCGGUGCAUCAAUUGGUGCACUUCAAGACAUACUUGCUGAUCUUGGUGAAAAGGUUGAAUCAGAGUUUAAUGCUAUCAGUGUUGACCUUGCUGAGUUAGUUGCUAUGGAACUUGGUGUUAAUAUCAGAAGAAUGCACACUGGUGAAGGCACAGUUGAGCCUCGUCCUGCUGUUGUAACAGUUAUGGGCCAUGUUGACCAUGGUAAAACGUCACUUCUGGAUUCCCUGCGUCAAACAUCUGUGGCGGCCAAGGAGGCUGGCGGGAUCACUCAACAUAUAGGUGCCUUUGUUGUUGAGAUGCCAUCAGGAGCCUCCAUCACAUUUCUCGAUACACCUGGGCAUGCUGCCUUUAGUGCAAUGCGGGCUAGAGGUGCUGCUGUCACAGAUAUUGUAGUGCUUGUAGUUGCAGCAGAUGAUGGGGUGAUGCCUCAAACACUUGAAGCUAUGUCACAUGCAAAAGCAGCCAAUGUCCCCAUUGUUGUUGCUAUCAACAAAUGUGAUAAAUCUGGAGCUGAUCCUGAGAGGGUCAGAAUUCAGCUCGGUUCCGAAGGAUUGCUUUUGGAGGAUAUGGGUGGUGAUGUACAGGUUGUAGAAAUUUCUGCAGUAACAAAACUUGGUUUGGACAAAUUGGAAGAGGCUUUAUUCCUUCAGGCUGAGAUAAUGGACCUGAAAGCCAGAAUAGAUGGACCUGCCCAAGCUUUUGUGGUGGAGGCAAGGGUAGAUAGGGGCAGGGGGCCAUUAGCAACAGCUAUAGUCAAGACUGGCACAUUAGUCAGUGGGCAGCACAUUGUUGUGGGAGCAGAGUGGGGGAGAAUUCGAUCACUUAGAGAUACUGCUGGCAAAAUAACAGAGUUCGCAAAACCUGCAACGCCUGUUGAGAUUGAGGGGCUAAGGGGCCUCCCAAUGGCUGGUGAUGAUGUUGUGGUUGUUGACUCGGAGGAAAGGGCAAGAAUGCUUAGUCAAGGACGGAAGAAAAAACAGGAAAAAGAUAGGCUUCAAAAGAUUGAUGAAGAUAUGACAGAGGAGGCAGAAGUUGGUGAAGAGACUCCCGAAAGAGUUGAGAUGCCAGUCAUUGUGAAAGCUGAUGUACAAGGCAGUGUUCAAGCGGUUACAGAUGCCUUAAGAAGCCUCAACAGUCCACAGGUGUUUGUGAAUAUUGUUCAUGUUGGUGUUGGCCCAAUAAGUCAACAUGACAUUGAUCUUGCUCAAGCUUGCCGCGCAUAUAUAGUUGGUUUCAGCAUUCGCCCUCCACCAAGUGCUAUUACUCUAGCAGCAACACAAGCCAACAUAAAGAUUUUGCUGCACAAUGUGAUUUAUCAUCUACUUGAAGAAAUGGGACGGGAAAUUGUCGAGAAGGCACCGGGCACUGCUGAAACCCAGAUUUCAGGAGAAGCUGAAAUUCUCAACAUAUUCGAGCGGAAAGGGCGUACCAAGUCGAAAGGUCCCGACAUCAAGAUUGCUGGCUGCCGAAUAACUGACGGGCACUUCAGCAAAUCUGGAACGAUGAGACUUUUGAGAAGCGGCGAUGUCGUGUUUGAGGGUCCAUGCGCAUCUCUGAAGCGGGAGAAGCAGGACGCUGAGAUGGUCGACAAGGGUAACGACUGUGGAUUGGUGAUUCAGGACUGCAAUGAUUUCCAGGUUGGGGACAUCGUCCAGUGCUUGGAGCAGGUCAUCAGGAAGCCCAAGUUCAUCUCCACGCAAAGUGGCGCGGUUCGGAUAGAAUGCUGAUAGAUGGUAAUCGUUUUGCUUCUUCCAUUUGUGACCAACUAACCAAGAUUUUGGCUGUGGUGAACAAGAGAUGAUCAGGUUGGUGUGCUUAUUAUUUUUUCGCCAACAAACUUGUUAUAGCAAAAGUCUGCAUCCAAUUCCAAACAACGGACUGUAUUCAUAUAUGAGAUGCAGGCAUGAUUAUCUUGUUCAGGUGCUUGUGUUAGUUGUACAUUCGUGCAGUUUCCACAAGUUCUGCGAAUAACGUGGAUUACUGUGCUAGUGAA
Oryza brachyantha (malo sina) is the source of this 2623-nucleotide messenger RNA. Its product is annotated as translation initiation factor IF-2. NCBI's taxonomy places the organism in Eukaryota, Viridiplantae, Streptophyta, Magnoliopsida, Poales, Poaceae. Bases 222 to 2357 code for a protein of 711 amino acids. The transcript has 7 exons. Gene Ontology annotation, biological process: translational initiation. Gene Ontology annotation, molecular function: GTPase activity; translation initiation factor activity; GTP binding. The record is from RefSeq and is a predicted model, not a curated record.